AUGGGUUCUGCACCAAAAUUGAUCAUUACUGAUCAGGAUUUGGGAAUGAAGGUUGCUGUGGAAAGAGUCCUUGUUGAUACAAGACAUCGAUGGUGCAUGUGGCACAUCAUGUUUAAAGUUGUGGAAAAGUUACCAAAGAGUCAACUUGGCAAUGAAGAUUUGAAAAAGGAGUUAAAUAGUUGUGUUUGGUCUGAGUUGAUAGAGCCUGAAGAAUUUGAAGAAUCCUGGAAUAAUGUAAUGGAAAAAUAUGGGCUUAAGGACAAUGAGUGGUUUACCUCUAUGUUUGACUCACGAAAAUAUUGGGUUCCUGCAUAUUUUAGGGAUUUUCCAAUGAGUUCACUGAUAAAGACCACAUCUAUAUCUGAAUCUCAGAACAUAUUCUUCAAGAGGUACUCCAAGUCUCGAUCUAAUCUUGUUGAAUUUCUUAUGUAUUACAACAAUGCAUUGGAUGGUCAAAGGAGCAACAAUAAUAGGCUUGAAUACUUGGAUUUUAACACAAUUCCAACUUUGAAAACAAAUUCGGCUCUUGAGAAGCAUGCAUCAACAAUUUACAGUGACAGUGGUUUCAAACUAAUUCAGAGUGAGAUUGAGGAAGCAGUCGAUAAUGUCACCAUGGUGACAGUGUCAACCGUUGGUGAGAAUGAGAUUUAUGUGUUGAAUGAUAAGUUCUCAAAGAACUGGACAGUUUCAUACUCAAUUUCUUGUGAUUCAUAUGCAUGUGGUUGUAAGAUGUUUGAGAGGCUUGGGCUCGUUUGCAGUCACAUAUUUUGGAUCUUGAGAAACAAAAAAUUGAAGUUAGUCCCUGAUGAGUUACAUGGAGGACGCUGGUUGAAGUCUAAAUUUGUCAAGCCUGUGCAUUUUGGUUUUGAUGAUAAUAUUGAGUCAUUUAUUGCUGUGGAUGAGACGAAGCAGGAAUACAGGGAUAUGCAUGCAGAUUUUUAUGAUAUCGCACGGCUUAUAGAGGGAGAUGGUGAUAAAAUUCGUGCAUUUAGACAUAUUAUGGCUGAAGGGAAAAAAGAAGUACUUGGUGAGGGAAAUGUAUUGUCUAUAAGUGAAAAGAGACAGAUGAUUGAGAAUUUUUAUGGCUCAGAAGUCCCUAGUGAAAUAGAAGUUCAUCCACCUGAUGUUGUCAGCACCAAGGGUUCUGGUCGACGUCUUUCACGACUUGAGAAAGAAAUAAGAGAGUUGUCGAAGCCUGGAAGGAAAUGUGGAAAAUGUGGCGAGAUUGGUCAGCAUGAUUCAAGGAAUUGUGACAAGAUACAGGAGUUGAAGAAGAAGAAAAAGAGGAAACAACAAUGUUGA
Molecule: messenger RNA, 1302 nt
Organism: Salvia hispanica
Lineage: Eukaryota; Viridiplantae; Streptophyta; Magnoliopsida; Lamiales; Lamiaceae
Source: RefSeq, a predicted model, not a curated record